This is a messenger RNA of Cyphellophora attinorum, 2538 nucleotides long. RefSeq names its product Dolichol kinase sec59. The transcript has a single exon. Gene Ontology annotation, cellular component: endoplasmic reticulum membrane. Lineage: Eukaryota; Fungi; Ascomycota; Eurotiomycetes; Chaetothyriales; Cyphellophoraceae. Gene Ontology annotation, biological process: dolichyl monophosphate biosynthetic process. Gene Ontology annotation, molecular function: dolichol kinase activity. The coding region runs from base 1 to 2538 and encodes 845 amino acids. The record is from RefSeq and is a predicted model, not a curated record.
AUGAAUCACCUGCGUCCACCCGAUGAACGUUUGGGUCGACCAGAGGUACAGUCGGACACAAGUGUUCAGCGACCACUCCUCGAAAGGUCGCCGCACCCAUAUCUCCGUCGGUCAAACACCUUGCAGCAGCACGAUCCGAAUAAAUUGACGCCUCCUGCUUCUCAGAAUGCCACGUCUACCGAAAGUGGAACAGAAGCCGACGAUGAGAAGGGCACCAUCCUACGUGGUCUACCAGCCCCUCCGGUUCGGACACACAAGGGCUUGAGAGGCUCUACGCCGCGAGGAUUGAGUCCAGCCGUCAGCCCGUUGCCUACACCACCUGCCACGAGAAAUGUCUCGUUCGCCGAGCUAGCAAGGGCGGGCGAUGCGAAAGAUGCAUUGGCAGAACAGCGUAAGCAAGAGGCCUAUCGGCAACGGAAGAAGGCAGAAAUCGUUCGCCGUGUGACAGAGACUGUACUCCUGGCAGUCAUCGUUGGCCUCGAAUGGCUCACCGCGAACCGGGUGGACCGGCAUUACGCAUCAGUGGUGUCGGUCACGUCGUUUCUUACCAUUCCCCCAUUGCUGUACGGCCUGUACCCGAUACUUCGAGCACUCCAGGAGCACCAAGCUGGGAGACCGCCCGUCGAAGCUCUGAGGCGCGGCUAUCACAUACCCUCGCGAUUUGAUCCUGGCCCAUUGUUGUACCCUGUCAUCCUGCCUUUCGCGAUCACACUUGUGUUGGCUGACCAAGAUGCCGGCUGUCCCAUAACAAGCAUCGUGUGUGGUUUGUCGUCCUUUCCGGACGCUCUCUUCGAUGUGCUAGGCACGCACUCCAGCACCUUCUACGUGCGCUGGAUCCUGACAGUUACACCUCUCUUGACAACAACAUCGGACUACUCCAAGAAUAUCACGAAGUCCAGCCUAAAGCAAGAGAUGGUCGUAUUGUUGUUUCCUCUACAUCGGUCACUGCGUCAAGCGUUGAGUUACCUCACCACGACAAGCUUGGAUCCAGCCGAGCUCGACCUCCUGUCUACAGGCUUGAUCCACCUCUUCCUUUUUGCGAGCUCUCCACAAGCACGAAUCCUGAAGUCCGUCCUAUGGAUCGGCGGACUGAGUGUAUUCGUCCUCUGCCGCCGCCUCAUGGAAUGGGAAGUCGAGCUGGCUAGAAUUCCUCGAUGGAAGUUCGCGAAAGUGCCGCACAAAAGCGCUAUUUCGCACCGUCUGACACGGGCAUUCUCCGCUUUCAUGUCAGAACCGGUCCCUACAUCAGAGAGCUCCGAUGACGAGAUUGAUCAGCGUGCGAAGCCACAGCCAAAGUCAUUACAGCGCGUCAGAACAUUAGUAGAUCCGGUUUCGGCCGUCAAAUCGGUCACGAAUGGCAUCAAGCCGCCCCAGCGAAGAGCCACAAUUUCUGACCUCGAUCCGAUGGCGAUGAAGGUUGAGCGACGGGCGCACAGGCAUCGACAGGUCCAGACUUUACCCUUCUUGGCUCUCACUCUGCAACAGGCUAAGAUCAGGAAGUACCUCUACGCAGCCAUUGUUUACGUCUUGGUCGUCCUGAUCAUCAUGGGACCUGUGCGCCACUAUGUUCAAGUCACUGCACUGAAUGGCAAUGAGCCUUUCUGCUGGGCAGCCGGGUACCUCUUUGGCAACAUACCAAUAUUCCGGGGAUGGGUAUACUGGCUCCGGCUCACAGAGUGGAUCGCCCUGCCUGAACGCAUGACAACCGACGACGGUUCGUUCGCCUCACUCACGGAAGCAAUCGUUCUCAUCUCCCAGCCAACAAACACACGACUUGCUCUAGCCGCAUAUUGCGUCCUGGUAGUCGGCACGAGCCUGAUCGUCGUAACAAACCUCGCACCGUAUGUCGAAGUCGAUACUCGUCGCAAAGUCUUCCACGGCGCCAUGUCCGCCAUGCUCCUCCCGACCAUCUUCGUCGACCCUUGCUUCUUCGCUUUGGCCCUGAUCAUCGUUCUGGCCGUUUUCCUGCUCCUCGACCUCUUCCGAGCUUCUCAGCUUCCACCUAUCUCUCGUCCUCUGACCACUUUUCUUGCCCCAUAUGCCGACGGUCGUGAUCAUCGCGGACCUGUCAUCGUCAGCCAUAUCUUUCUACUUGUCGGCUGCGCUAUCCCUCUAUGGCUGUCGCUGGCGGGUGUCGAGCGAACGGGUCAAGAUCCUUGGCAAGGCUGGGAGGUCGAGCAGCGAGAUAUCAGCAUGGUCGCUGGCGUAGUCUGCGUGGGCAUGGGCGAUGCUGCUGCAUCACUGAUCGGCCGUCGCUACGGGCGGACAAAGUGGUAUUGGGGUGGAGGCAAGAGUCUGGAAGGUAGCCUUGCUUUCGCGGUGGCUGUCGUCAUCGGGCUUUCCUUUGCCUGGCUUUGGCUGAGGCUUGGCGGAUGGGCUGACUGGACUGUGUCGACAUUUGAGAUGGGUACAGCGUUACUCAAGUGCACGGUCGCGGCCUGCGGCGCAAGUCUGCUCGAGAGCGUACUGACAGCGGCGAAUGAUAAUGUGGUUGUGCCGGUCGUGUUGUGGGUUUUGGUGAGGGCAUUGAGGAUAUGA